UGUUGACACCUGAGCUUCAGCUUUAGGUUGAGCUCUUCGGCUCUUCCGACUUAUCUGACUCUUCAGUGGUUUCAGUUUCGGUUGGGGUAGCGACUACAUAUGCGACUGGCACUAGCACUGGAUCUGCCGCUCUGCACAUUUAAAUUCAAUACACAGCUGAGCGUUCACACGAGUGUAUGGUUCGGCGGACUGGGAUUUCGAUUACUAUUGUAAGAGUGAUUGUGAUUGCGUAGAGUAAACCUCUCUCUCCACGCGGUUUCGCAAGUCAGUCAAUAAUCAAUUGAUCGAUCGAUUAACUGCCGAUGCAGUGGACAGCGUUCACGCUGUGGGCAGUGCUCGGCUGUUGUUCUACUAAGGCGGAGAACUCUGCGCCGGAGCGCCAGGCCUGCGACAUUCCCAAUGAGGCGAAGAGAGGCGUGUGCGUCCAGGUGAGCCAGUGCGCCGCCUAUCUACAGGUGCGAAAUGUCACCAAUCUGCCAGCUGAGAAGGUGAACUUCCUGAAGAAGGUGCAGUGCGAAAUGGAGAUCCACGGACAGGAGGAGGACUCCUAUGAGUCGCUCGUCUGCUGCCCGGCCAAUGGGCAAGACUAUCUCUUCCCGGCUCUGCAGUUUUCCAAGUUCGAGUAUCGGCGCUUCCUGGACGUCACGGCCAGAUUCAAGCGGAAGAAGCUGAAGCGGCGCAUCCACACGGUAGAGCCGACCACGGGAUUCAAUCUGCUCAACGAGUGUGGCAAGCAGGUGACGAAUCGCAUCUACGGUGGAGAGAUUGCCGAGCUGGAUGAGUAUCCCUGGCUGGCCCUCCUGGUCUACAAUUCAAAUGACUAUGGUUGCAGUGGGGCGCUGAUUGACGAUCGUCAUGUUCUGACUGCCGCCCACUGUGUCCAGGGCGAGGGAGUGCGUCAACGUCGAGGCCUAAAGCACGUUCGCCUGGGGGAAUUCAAUGUGAAGACCGAACCGGACUGCAUCGAAGAGCCCAAUUAUCUCAGCUGCGCGGAUGCUGCCAUGGACAUUGGAUUCGAGCGGAUUCAUGUGCAUCCCGAAUACAAGGAGUAUUCCCACUACAAAUUCAAUGACAUAGCCAUCAUCCGGCUGAAACAUCCAGUCUCCUUUACUCACUUUAUCAUGCCCAUCUGUCUGCCGAACAAGACAUCACCUUUGCCCUUAGCAGAAGGCCAAAUGUUCUCCGUCUCCGGCUGGGGCCGAACGGAUCUAUUCAACAAGUAUUUCAUCAACAUUCACAGCCCCAUAAAGUUGAAGUUGCGAAUUCCAUACGUAUCAAACGAGAACUGCACUAAAAUCCUGGAUAUGUUUGGUGUGCGUCUGGGCCCCAAGCAAUUGUGUGCUGGAGGAGCUUACGCCAAGGACACCUGCGCCGGGGAUUCCGGAGGCCCACUCAUGUACUUUGAUCGCCAGCACUCGCGCUGGGUGGCCUAUGGAGUCGUCAGCUUUGGAUUCACGCAGUGUGGCAUGGCCGGUAAGCCCGCUGUCUACACGAACGUGGCCGAGUACACGGAUUGGAUCGCUGGCGUUCUGCUGCAGGAGCAGAAGCCGCAACAGCAGCAGUCACCAAUCUCUUGACGUCAGAUUUCGGGGGCUCCAACAAUUGGCGCCUAAUGACAGCCCAGAUCUGUUUGUACAUAUUUUGCUAAUUAUCUAACAGAUAUCAACUAUUUGACUAAGCGUGUGAGUGAAUGAGUAUGAGUGCUGGUUGGAAUGUAUGUGCGAGUGUGAGUGUGUGUAUCUGUGACUGUGCGCUAACAAAAGUCUGAAA
Molecule: messenger RNA, 1770 nt
Organism: Drosophila obscura
Lineage: Eukaryota; Metazoa; Arthropoda; Insecta; Diptera; Drosophilidae
Product: phenoloxidase-activating factor 1
Exons: 4
Coding region: 303-1577 (424 amino acids)
Biological process (GO): proteolysis
Molecular function (GO): serine-type endopeptidase activity
Source: RefSeq, a predicted model, not a curated record